CAGUUGGAGAAGAUGGAUUUUGGCCGACAAUUAUGCAAAUCUUCUCACCGAAGAAACAUUUAAUCUCAAUACAGUUUUAUGUGCCCAGAACUAAAAUAUCUUACGAACAGAGUGGACUAGGUUUAGUAGAUUUGACCAUUUGCCAAAGUUUAUUUUAAAAAAAUGCCGUUGUUUAGAAGGAGUGCAAGGGCGAAGUGAGUUACGGAAAUAUGCAAACGCAUGCUAGAACACGCCAAUAGGGUCGCUCUUUGUGAGACCAAUCGAAAACGAGAGGGGCGGGAUAAAUCUAACGCCGCUGUUUGCUGUCGGGGAAACUGAGUUUUGGGGUUGUGCAGAAUUUUGCCGGGCGGGAACUCCCGCCAUUUUUUCAACCCAGGUGAUAACCUCUUGGAUAUUUCUAUUAAGUUGUUACAACCCUUUACUAUUAUUUUAACAACUUCAACUUUCAAGGACGGAAACUGCGAGUCAAAAAAAAUCGCUCCAUUAGAAGAGGCCUAGUCUUUGGAGAACGGAGAGAGCGCGCCAGAUCCCCUGACGGGAACCUCCGCUGUUGCCGCGAGUUUGAGAAUCCUGUCAGCUCGCCUCUCCAUCCUCCUUUGGGACUAGCUAGCAUACGUUUAUCCGUAUAGCCUACCCGAAGAGUCCAUUAUCAGUUCACACUUUUAAACAGCUGUUUUUGACAAGUUCGUGUUGAUUAACAAUGACACAACUACCGGCGAACAGAACAAGGAUGCGAUUUGACUGCUAGCAAGAAGUGCUGUGUUAUUGUUUUGCAGCGAGGAUUUAGUCGACUGGCUAGCUAGCUUGCUACACGCUGAAUGCUCCUGGAAUAUUUUUUGGAUACUUGACUACAUGCUAAGGCCAUAUUGUGAUAUUUUGCGUAGUUUUGUACUAGGAGUUUUAUUUGUAAAGACGUCAUCGCUGCCGUUUCGUACUCAGGAUGGCACCACUGCUGGGCCGGAAACCCUACCCGCUGGUUAAGCCGCUAGCCGAGCCGCCAGGCCCAGAGGAGGAGGUCUACAUCAUCGAACACACCAAGGAGGCCUUCAGGAACAAAGAAGAGUAUGACGCGCGCUUGCAGAGGUACGCCGAACGCAUCUGGACAUGCAAGAGUACCGGCAGCAACCAGCUCACACACAAGGAGGCCUGGGAGGAGGAGCAAGAAGUCACUGAACUACUUCAGGAGGAAUACCCACUAUGGUUCGAGAAGCCCGUCCUGGAGAUGGUCCAUCACAACACUGUCUCCCUGGACAAGCUGGUGGACCAGGCCUGGGUGGAGAUCCUCACCAAGUACGCCGUAGACGAAGAGUGUGACUUUCUGGUGGGGAAGGAAAAGAGUUUGCGGGUUAAGGUCGUGAAGAUACACCCCCUUGAAGGGAACGCUGAGGGGGAGACGUCGGAGAAGAAGCUAGAGGGAGCCUGCGACUCUCCUUCCAGCGACAAGGAGAAUGCCAGCCAGGAGAACCAGAAGAAGGAACAACAGCUGACCAGAGAGGAGAGCCCCAGGGAGACCAGGGAAAGCAGGAGAGAGAGCCUCAGUGAUCGAGCACGGCGCUCCCCCAGGAAAACUCCCACCGCUAUGAAGGAGGAGAAGAAGAGAUGGGUGAUGCCAAAGUUCCUGCCACACAAGUAUGAUGUGAAACUGAUCAGCGAGGACAAGGUCAUCAGUGAUGUCCCAGUGGACAGCCUCUUCCGGACUGAGCGCCCUCCGACCAAGGAGAUCAUGCGCUACUUCAUCCGCCACUAUGCACUCCGGCUUGGGACGGGAGAGACGGCCCCCUGGGUGGUGGAGGAUGAACUGGUGAAGAAGUUCAACCUGCCCAGCAAAUUCAGCGACUUCCUCCUGGAUCCACACAAGUUUUUCGCAGAGAAUCCAGUCUCAACCAAGCGCAGGAGCCUGAGCUCAACGGAGGGCAAACCCAGUAAGAAGCUGAAGACCUCGAACACCCCGGGAGGAGUGAAUUCAGGGAACGAGAAGAAAAAGGAUUCUCUUGGCAUGCCCCUGAGCCCCACGAUCUGGGGCCACAUGCAGAUGAAAAUGAAUGGCUCGCCUCUGAAGGUAAAAAAUUCUGGAACCCCCAAGAAAAGAGAUGGUGGGGCCUCUGUCCUCUCCUCUCCAAAAUCCAGCAAAAAACCCAGGGAUAAGAAAUCUGCUGCUGGCAAAAAGACCCCCGGCAAGAGUGGUCAGAAGAUAUCCUCCAAAAAGGAUAAGGGUGGAGGUGCCAAGAAGCCCAAGAUGAAGCAGAUGACCCUGUUGGACUUGGCCAAGAACCCUCUCUCUGCUGGAAGCCCCAAGAAGAGAGCCCGGAGCACUGGCCCAGGGACCCCCAAACUGGGCAAGCCCCUCCACCCCAUGGCCCUGCAUCUGCUGCGCUACUACAAGGAGCACAAGGGCAAGGAGGACAAGAGGAACGCCAUGUCCUGUCUCAUAUCCAAGGCAGCCAAGGCCCUCUCGCCAGAGGACCGGGGCCGGCUGCCAGAGGAGCUCAGAGACCUGGUCCUGAAGCGCUGGGAGCUGCUGGAGCAGAAGAAGAAAUGGGCGGCCAUGAGCGAGGAGGAGAAGCAGGAUGUGAUGAGGAAGAGGCGUGAGGAGAUCAGGGAGAAACUCCGGGAGAAGACUAAGGAGCGGCGGGAGAAGGAGCUGCAGGUGCGCCGUGAGCAGCAGCGCCGCUAUGAGGACCUGGAGAUUGAGGGCGGCAAGGCACUUCCUGUCUUCAAGCUGGUUGACAUGCCAGAGGGCCUGCCCAACUCCCUGUUCGGAGAUGUGGCCAUGGUAGCAGACUUCCUCAACUGCUACGCGGGCCUGCUGAUGCCCGAUGACCAGUACCCGGUGACGGCAGUGGCCCUGAUGGAGGCUCUGGCCGGGGAGAAGGCAGGUUUCCUUUACCUGAACCGUGUACUGGUGGUGCUGCUGCAGACCCUGCUGCAAGAUGAGCUGGCUGAGGGCUACAGCGAGCUGGACAUGCCCCUGUCGGAGAUCCCCCUCACCCUCCACUCUGUCUCGGAGCUGGUGCGCCUGUGCCUGCGGCCGUGUGACGCCCACGGCGAUGACUCUGGCCAGGGCUCUGGGGGGGAUGACUGGGGCCCCCUAGGGGGAUUCGACCAGGUGGUAAGCGGUGAGUUCCUCGAGCAGCUGGAGGCGGUGGAGGUGUUUGAGCUGACGUCGACAGAGAAGGCCAGCCUGCUGGUAGCACUGUGUCACCGCAUCCUCAUGACCUACUCGGUGGAGGACCACGUGGACUCCAUGCAGCAGCGCUCGGCCGAGCUGUGGAAGGAGAGGUUGGCCUCACUCAAGGAGGUCAACGACCGCAAGCGGGCUGAGAAGCAGCGGCGUAAGGAACAAGCCGAGGUCAAAGGCGAGGAGGCUGCCAGUGGCGACACGCCAUCAGCCACCGCCGGCGACACGCCACCAGCCACCACCAAGGUGGAGAAAAAGAAAGAGGGUAGCGCUAAGAAAGAGGUGAAGAAGGUGAAAGCAGAGCCAGUGGCCGCGGAGCCGGUAGCCACCGAGUCGGAAGACAUGAUCAGUACGGUGAAGAGUAGGAGGCUGAUGUCCAUCCAAGCCAAGAAGGAAAAGGAGGAGCAGGACAAACAGAACAAGGAGCGCAUGGAGAAGGAGGCGGAGGAGGAACGUGUCCGCAAGCAGAAGGCUGCAGCAGAGAGGGCCUUCCAGGACGGCAUCGCCAAAGCCAAACUGGUGCUGAGAAGAAUCCCACUGGGAACUGAUCGAAACCAUAACAGGUACUGGCUGUUCUCUGAUGUGGUGCCUGGCCUGUACAUAGAGAAGGGCUGGGUGCACGAGAGCAUUGACUAUAGCUACACCCUCACCCUGGAAGAGGCUUCAGCCGAGCCUGAAGACGAGGAGGAGACUAACGAUGUUGAGGACGGUGGCAGUCUAGAUGGUGCUCUGAGCGAGGGAGCCCACCAGGGGGCGCCAGCUGCAGUCUGCAUCGAGACCACCACUCCCAACCAGGGACAGAACCUCUGGUUUGUGUGUGAUGCUCCACGGGACCUCGAUGACCUGGUGGAGAGCCUCCAUGCACAGGGUGUGAGAGAAAGCGAGCUGAAGACCAAGCUGCAAGUCAGGUACCAGGACAUCCUCCACUCUAUCAACCUGGCCCGCAAGGGGAACCCAGGGCUGAGGAGCUGCGACGGCCACCAGGAGCUGCUCAAGUACAUGCGCAGCGACGUCAUCGAGGUGGCCUCGCGCCUCCAGAAGGGCGGCCUGGGCUACAUGGACGACAGCAUGGAUGAGUUUGAGAAGAAGGUGCGUGACCUGGAGAACCUGAAGGACUUUGGGGAGUGUGUCAUCACUCUCCAGGCUUGUGUCAUCAAGAAGUUCCUGCAGGGCUUCAUGGCCCCCAAGCAGAAGAAGAAGAAGAAGCAGGAAGGGGAGGAGAGCAGGAAGACUGAGGAGGUGGAUGAGGAGAAGAAGCUGGCAGAGGAGGCCAGGGUGGCGACGGCAGUAGAAAAAUGGAAGACAGCGAUCCGUGAGGCUCAGACCUUUUCCCGGAUGCACGUGCUGCUGGGCAUGCUGGACGCCUGCAUCAAGUGGGACAUGUCGGCAGAGAACGCACGCUGCAAGGUGUGCCGCAGGAAAGGUGAGGAUGACAAGCUCAUCCUGUGUGACGAGUGCAACAAGGCCUUCCACCUGUUCUGUCUGCGCCCCGCCCUCUACCGCAUUCCCCAGGGGGAGUGGCUGUGCCCCGCCUGCCAGCCUGCCGUGCAAAGACGCUGCUCCCGCGGAAGAAACUACAACGAGGACACUGAGGAAGAGGAGGAUGAAGAGGAAGAAGAGGAGUCUGAAUCGGAGGACUCUGAUGAAGAUGACGAGGAGGAUGCUGAUUACAAGGCCGUGGGCCACAGCUUGAGAUCAAGGAAGAAGACCAAGCACUCUAAAGCAUCGAAGGCGUCCAGUAAGGGUGGAUCUAAGAAGCAUACUCCCCCCAGUAAACCCAGGAAACAGAAGGCUGCCCAUAGCAGCCCUGCAGACCUCGACGAGCUGGUGCAUCAGAGCUCAAAGACAGGUGUGCGUCGGCAGGCCCUGGAGCUGGAGAGGAGCGAGGAGAUCCUGCAGAAACUGGUCAAAUUCCGCUACAGCUGGCCGUUUAGAGAGCCGGUGUCAGUAGAGGAGGCGGAGGACUACUUUGACAUCAUCUCCAGCCCCAUGGACUUCCAGACCAUGCAGGCCAAGUUCAGCGAGGGCCAGUACCGCCACGCCCAGGACUUCCUGGAGGACGUCAAGCUGGUGUUCUCCAACGCUGAGGAGUACAACCAGACGGGCAGCUCGGUGCUCUCCUGCAUGGCCAAGACGGAGCAGAGCUUCACCGAGCUGCUCCACAAGCUGCUGCCCGGCCUCAGCUACCUGCGCCGCCGCCAGCGGAAGAGAGUCAGUCGGACCCCCCAGGUCUCAGAGGAUGAGGAGGAAGAGGAGACGCCGAAGGUUCGGAAGAUGCAGAAUGGGAAAGGCAAGGUGGGUCGGCCCAGGAAAGCAGUGGUGGAGCAAAGGAGGAGAGAGGAGGGGAGCGAGGAAGAGGGAAGCGCGAAGAGGAAGAGCAAGCGGGCGGUGGCCUCUUCCUGCCGGAGAGACUACCGGGAGCAGGAGAGCGAUGGCGAGGAGUGCGACAAGCGGAGAACUCUGCAGCGUGGGGCUGAUGGCGGGGAUAGUGACGAGGAGAACAGGGCCGGCCACCGACAUUCCAAGCGGCAAAAACGCUCCUAAUGAAGUCCAGGGUGCUUUUUCUGUUCUGUCUUUUCAAAUUUCUGCCCCUAAAUGAAGCAGAACCCACCUCCCAAUUCCGAGGAAAUGGGGCUCAACUUCUCAGAUGGAGUUUUUUUGUGAUUUUGGUUUUGUUAAUAUUUUUUAGUAAAAAAAUAAGAAACUGAUUUAUAUUUGUAAUGCGAUUUAAUAUUUUGACAUUUUUCAAACCAAGAAAUUUACAUUUAAGACGAGAGGAUUUGUCAGAGCUCUUAGAGACCAUCCCCCACACCUUACAUUCUGGUCAUCCUCCCAGGUUUAAAGUUGCGUCUUGGGCUGAGAGAGAUGGGCUGGUAACCGUUGUCCAGGAUAAAUUAGGUCUAUGUCGAUGUACAGUCAUCAUUCUCUGGUUUUGCUUUUUUUGACGUGACUUAACACUGGCCUUUGGGCAACCCGGCCGUGUGAGGCCACCAAAGUCCUUGGCGUCUACGUCUGAAUUCUUUCUUCAGGCCACACACACACACACACACUGCCUAGCCAUCACUCUGCCUAAGCAUUGAAACAGAUUAUCCAGGUUUUUACAUAUGCAAUUCAGUUUCCAGUGUUAUUGACAAUGAAAAGACCUAUUGUACAAACAGCAGUACUUUUUAGUCCCCUCUUUCUCCAGAUGGCUCUGUUCUGGAUGCAGAAAUACAUGUUUAUCUGCAGUGUCUCAUUCCUGGUCCGCCGCGGUACCCGACCUUUCACCUCCAUAAUGUCCUCAGGUUGAGUAGUUGAUUCUCCUUCAACUCAGCCCUGUAGUUCUCUCCCUGUAAAACUAUGCCUGCCGCCUUUAUUUUCACAUGUCCACUGUCUCAUUAGCAUUUAUAGGCUUUUAUUAUUUGAAACCAGUGUUGAAACCACAUUCAAGGAUAACCAUGGUCUAAAUGCAUGGAAACGUGCUUGUUGAUUUUAAAUGUGAUUUUCGUGUUCAGUGUUUUUGUUGCACAUCUGUCUGAAUUUGAUUCAAAGGCAGUGUAUGAGAAAUACUUGUGAGCUGUAACCACUUCCUCGUUCACAAAGAUUUGUCAGCGGUCAUCUUUAUGCCAUCCAUACAAAGUCUGGUUAGGGUCUAAUCCGAGGUAGGCGGUCUGUGUGGGGAGGAGGGUUCGUGGACCAUGGGACGUGUUAGGUUCACAUUCUUCAGCAGCAGGUUAUUGCCGCUGCUUCAAAUUCCUUUCCGUUUCCAUUCAUUAGCACCAGGUGGCGCUAUACUACUGCACGCUUAACCAGCAUAGUGCAAGCCAUGGUCUCAUGAGAACCUCUUGUUUUGUUCGUGUCCCUUUCCUUAACAACCUCAUGCACGUUCUACUAUCACUAGAGUGUGUACCAUACUGACACCUUGGAAAGUGGCUAAGAUCCUUAUAGUAAUUCUCAGAUGGGGUGUUGGGGUAUCUAUGUACAGGUCGCAGGCUAGGUAGUGAUCUACAAUGCAGAGGUCUUGACUAUGCCCUGUUCUGUGUAUGCAGCUAUGUGCUGUUCUAUGCAGUACGUUAGGUUUUCCGACACGUAGGAUUGAGGAUUCAAUGACCGAUCUGAUUUAAUUUUGGUUCUUAUAAUUUGGGCCGUUUUUUUUAAAAAGCGUUUUGAGGUUUUUGUUUGUACUACUCAACUCCUGUAUCUGAGAUGAUUGGGAUUUCAUUGUUGGCUGUUCAAUUACAUUGAAUGUAUAGAUGGAAGUGCAAAUCUAGAUGACUGCGAAAGUGACUGCUCUCAGAAUACCUGUCUGUUGUAAAUGCUUUAUUUCUGGAAGAACUAAGAGUAUUUUAUACUUUUUUUUUUGUAUUAAGUCUCAACUGGGGUCGGGAUUGGUUGGACAGGUGUGGGGCUCACAUGUAAAGGAUAUGGGAGUUUAGAUCUCCCCCUUUUUGUCUUCUUUGUUUUGAGGUAAAUAUUAUUCCCCCAGCCAUCACUGCCAAUGGUACACCUUCUGAUCCAUCAUUGCCUGUGGGGAGGAGUUAGCCAGGCUGACGUAUGUUUUCUUUACUUUUUAAUAAAACAUCAUACAAUGGUA
Molecule: messenger RNA, 7751 nt
Organism: Oncorhynchus mykiss (rainbow trout)
Lineage: Eukaryota; Metazoa; Chordata; Actinopteri; Salmoniformes; Salmonidae
Product: tyrosine-protein kinase BAZ1B
Biological process (GO): chromatin remodeling; DNA damage response
Cellular component (GO): WICH complex
Molecular function (GO): histone binding; histone H2AXY142 kinase activity
Source: RefSeq, a predicted model, not a curated record